AUGGUGCAUAUCCAGGACCUCCCAAUUGAGAUACUGAACCAUAUUUUGUCUUUUAUUUUCUACCCUAAAUAUGAAUCCUUCGAAAAGUUACCAGAGGGUGCGGAUGAAGGUGAGAAACCCAAAGGAGUCACUGCGGAGGAAUUGAAGAGAGGCGACAGGCACGACGAUGAAAAUGACGAUGUUAAUGUUACUCUACUCAACCUCUGCCUAGUUUCGCGGUUGUUCCGCGAUCUAGCCCAACCUGUUCUCUUCCACGAUUUCGAGGAAGAUGGCUGGACUGAAGAUAUAAGCAAGACCAUCUCUUUUACUAGAUCUAUCUAA
This is a messenger RNA of Talaromyces proteolyticus, 321 nucleotides long. RefSeq lists its product as uncharacterized. The record is from RefSeq and is a predicted model, not a curated record. Bases 1 to 321 code for a protein of 106 amino acids. The transcript has a single exon. Lineage: Eukaryota; Fungi; Ascomycota; Eurotiomycetes; Eurotiales; Trichocomaceae.